AUUCACACACAAAUUCAUACAGUGCAUCUAUGUCCCAAGUACAGUCUUGAGCAUGUUGCAAUGGUGCGUUAGAAGCUUACAGUUACCACAUCUUUCUCAUUGUUCUUCUUUCUCAUUGUUCUUACUGGAUGUCAUGUUACUGGGUGUGCUGGUAUGUACAGUAACUCCUGUCAAAACUCUCCUCCUCAGCUUUUUGUCUUCACUGACGGAGAGGUGUUCAACACCAAUGAAGUGAUCAAUCUCGUGAAGAAGAAUUCAGAUUUCCACAGGUGUUUCUCUUUUGGCAUCGGGGAAGGAGCCAGCUCUGCUCUUAUCAAUGGGUUGGCCAAGGAAGGAGGAGGUCAUGCUCAGUUCAUCACAGGAAGUGACAGGAUGCAACCCAAAGUGAUGCAGUCACUGAAAUUUUCUCUCCAGCCAGCAGUGAAGGACAUCUCRGUCAAGUGGGAUUUGCCAAAGAAAUUGUCUGUCACUCUUCUCUCUCCACCAAUCACAGCAAUUUUCCAGGGUCAGAGGUCACUGAUUUAUGCACAGCUCAGYGGACAGAGUUCAAAUGCAGCAGAGGGCUGUGUGACGGUGAAGUACAGCCUGGCAGGUCAUCCCUCUGAGAACAAGCUCCACUUCACUCUCAAACCUGCAGAGGACACUGGAUUAACAGUCCACAAAUUAGGUGCUCGGACUCUGAUCCGUUCCCUGGAGAUGGACAAGGGAGAUGGCGAGGGACAGUGUGAUGAGGGGGUGAAGGAGAAGGUGGUAGAGYUCAGUGUCCAAUCAGGAGUGAGCAGUUCCUUCACAGCCUUCAUUGCUGUCAACAAAGGCAACAAUGAGCCGAUUCAAGGACCUCUGAUGCGCAGAAAUAUACCAACACCCAGAAAUAAGUUGGGAUCGAUGCCGGUGCUCAGCUGGGCUUGCUUUUCGAUAGAUUCUGCUCCUGCUGUACUCGAUUGCCAGUCCUGGCAGUUCUCAUCCAAGUUGGAACGGGUUGAUGACAUGUUCCUCGAUGAAGGCUGCUCUUCUGAAGAGGAUGAAGUCAAUGCACCAAAACAGCAACCACCCAGAGAUCCUUUGCUGCAGCUGAUCUCCCUGCAGAAGGCAUCUGGCUGCUGGGUGCUUGAUACGGCUCUGGCUGCUGCUGUGGGAAAGACCAGCGAGGAGGUGGAGAACACAAAGCCUUCAGCUGUGAAACAGGAAGUGUGGGCCACCAUUCUGGCUCUGAUCUGGCUUCAUGGAUUCAAGAUGGAUGCAAAGGAAGAGUGGGAGCUUCUGGCUAUGAAGGCUGUGUCCUGGCUCCGUGCUCAGAAAGCACCAUGUGUGGCAGAAUGUGUGGUAGCUGCAAACACACUGUUGGGUUUCAGUGUGAAGACAGACAUCCUGGGGCUCUGAGGAUUCCUUAAAAAUGCCUUCCUUUUCUUCUUCAGGAUUAAUACCAAUGACCACAGACACAUACUAUACACCUAGAUGCUGCAGUUGCCAUUUUGGCCUGUAAACACAUGCAAGUUAAAGGCGGAGCUCCAUUUGUCUGUAUAACAAAUACUUUUACAUUUAAAUUUCAACUAAUAUCAACAAUUUGCUUUCAAGGGUUUCUUACCUACAUGGGUUUUGCCUCCAGUUAUUUAAAGUCAAUAGUUUGACAUGUAGUAUUGGCAAGAAUCAGUAUUCAUUUGAAAUGGGCAAAAAACUGGGUUAAACGUGAAAGCUUUGAUUCCUUUUCUUCUUAAAAAUAUGGGAUUAAAUCAGCAUAUAUCUACCUACAAAUUCCACAGAUGUCUGUAUGUCUGUCUGUGGAAAGCAUAUCUCUAGGACCGUUCAUCUUAUUGGCUUCGCUCUGGAGCAGUCGGUGGGGACAGGGCAGUCCUCAGAAUUAUAGACUGCAGCUGUGUGAAUAAUAUCUUUCCCACCAGAUCAUUUUGAUAAUUUGAUUAUUUUUAUUUCACCACAUUGGACUGACACAUUUAUAGAAUCACUUCCUCUUCAGCUAUUUGUCUACAAAGUCAACGUUUGUUUAAUUGCAGCAAGCUUUAUAUCGAGAGGAACAACAGAGCUUUCAUUUUGAAAAUCAUUUUCAGCCAAGUCAGUAAUUCACACCAUUUAAAGUCUAACGUGGACCCCCCCCCCCCGCUGAUUGUCUAGCAGUGAGUAUAUCCGAACAAUUGACUUUGUAUUUGAGACAUUUAUUUUGUUCUCUACGUAGAUCACAAACUCAUCAAUACAAAAAGCAGCUGAUUGAAAUCAGUUGAAAUUUAAACCUUAUUGUGUUUUGUUCCAGAUAGACUGCAGCUUGCAUGUGUUAACAGGCCAGUCUUGCCUGGUCCAAUAUGGUGGACGCAUUGAUGUAUUGCAGCAACAGGCAGAAGUGGCCUUUAUGUAUAAAUGUCUAUCUUUAUAUUGUCAUUUACUGGCAUAAAGGCAUAUGCAUAACCUUAGCAUUGCACAUCAUUAUUUGUACUAUCCACUUCAGUGAUAUUGUGAUUGUAUUGCACUUCGUCUGUGCAGGAUUGACCAUAUGACAAAACAAAGAAUGGUUAAUCUGUCUCACACCUUUAAUGUUUGUUUGUUUUUAAUCAGCAACUGUUAAACUGACAAAUAUGUUGAAUCUCAUGGCCUGAAACUUGAUUGAAUAUUUAAAUUACUAGUGCUUCAGUCUUAUGCUAAUGAAUUUGUUUAUAUAACUAUAACAUCUGAAUAUAUUGAAUGUAAUGUUUUCAAAUCUGUAUUCAAUAGAUUCAAGAUUCAUUCCAUAUAUAUUCUGACUGUCAUUCAAUAUAAUCAAACUUCAUAUUAUAUACCGGUAUAUUCAAAAAUAAUCCUUGCAGCAUGCCAUAUAUUUGAAACAACCUGAAUCAAAUAAAAGUAACACAUAAAAACAGUUGACUGUUUUUGUGCAGAUGUAGCAGAUUAUUGUAUUAUACCUCUACUCUGGACGUAAAGGUCUUAAGUCUCAAUGUCUCCGCUCGGUGUCACUGGUGUCUGUGUCUUAGUGCUGGUGGAAAGGCGAAGGAUCGCAUCCUGUGACUCUGCAUGUGAACAGUGACUUUACAGGAGCCAACAUUACAGAAUAAAUGUGAGUAAUGAGGUUG
Paralichthys olivaceus (Japanese flounder) is the source of this 3074-nucleotide messenger RNA. NCBI's taxonomy places the organism in Eukaryota, Metazoa, Chordata, Actinopteri, Pleuronectiformes, Paralichthyidae. The record is from RefSeq and is a predicted model, not a curated record.